UGUAUCGAGAUCUGAAUUAUAAACAAAAAUACGCGCAAAAAUUGUACAAUUUCCUCUGCUUUCUGCAAUCUAUUAAAUGUUAAGGAGGCAAACAAUGAGUGCAUGUUAAGCAUAUAUUAUUUAAUGUAAAAGAGACGCUAAAUACUCUACAACAUGCCUGGUUAUUUGAAAUACAUCGAGGUGGAUAACUUCAAAUCCUACCUUGGUAAACAAAAGAUUGGACCAUUCAAGAAGUUCUCAGCUAUCAUUGGACCCAAUGGAUCAGGCAAAUCUAACUUGAUGGAUGCUAUCAGUUUUGUUCUUGGGGAAAAAACAUCCAACUUGCGAGUGAGGAGAUUAAGUGAUUUGAUCCACGGUGCACCAGUCGGUAAGCCCGCUGCCAACAAGGCUUCAGUAACUGCCGUGUAUGCUGACCAGGACACUGAGAAAGAGACCGUCUUCACCCGCAUCAUCCAAGGAUCUUCAUCGGACCACAAGAUCAAUGGACAGUCCGUGUCCUCCCACCAGUAUCAAGAGGAGCUGGAGAAGAUUGGGGUGCUGGUCAAGUCCAAGAACUUCCUGGUCUUCCAGGGCACGGUGGAGAGCCUGGCCAUGAAGAAUGCCAAGGAGAGGACCGCCAUGUUUGAAGAGAUCAGCCGUUCAGGCGAACUGAAGGAGGAGUACGAUCAAGCCAAGGCGGAGAUGUUGAAGGCGGAGGAAGACACGCAGUUCAACUACCACAAAAAGAAGGGCAUCGCUGCCGAGAAGAAAGAGGCCAAGAUGGAGAAAGAUGAGGCCGAGCGCUACCAGAAACUCAAGCAGGAAGUGGAAGAGAAGCACCUGGAGCUGUCUCUGGUGCGUCUAUUCUACAACGAGCGAGACAUCGACGAGGUGACAGAGGAAAUCAACCACAAAAACCAUGCACUGGAGAAGGAGAACAAGAAGAGAGACAAGAUUGAGGAGGAGAUCAAGGGAAAGAAGAAGGAGCAGGGCAAGCUACUGAGGGAGCUCACCACCGUAGAGUCAACCAUCAAAGAAUGUGAGGUGGAGCUUAACAAGAAGAGACCCCUGUAUAUUAAGGCCAAGGAGAAGACAGCUCAUAUGAUCAAAAAGCUGGAAGGGGCAAAGAAAUCGCUGAAACAGGCAAAGAAGACCCACGAAAAUCAUGAACAAGAGAUCAACGAGUUGGAGCGAGAGCUGGAGGAGGUGGAGGCAAAGAGGCGUGAGUUUGAAGAGCAGAUAGAGGCCGAGUCCCAGUCCCAAGGUCGUGACCUUGAACUGGAGGAGUCACAGGUCCAGGAGUACCAGCGUCUGAAAGAGGAGGCAGGCAAGAGGUCGGCACGACUCCUGCAGGAGAUGGACACGAUUCAGAGGGAACAGAAGUCAGACCAGGACAAGUACGACAACGAGACGCGCAAGAAGGCCGAGCUGCUUGCAAAGAUCAAACAGAAGGAGCAUGAGAUGGAAGAGAACAAGAAACGCGUGGACAAGCUCAACGAGUACAUCAAACAAAGCACGUCGGCCAUUGAGGACCAGAAGGUCCUGGAGACCCAGCUUGAAGAGGAAGUGACCACGGCAAACCAGAGGAUAGGCGAGAUAGAGAACGAGAUGACCUCCAUCAACGAGCAGUUGGGGGAAGCUAAGGUGGACAAGCACGAGUCUGCACGGGCCAUGAAGAAGGCAGAGUUGUUGGAGAAUUUGAAACGUCUCUUCCCCGGAGUGCAUGGUCGCCUGAUAGACCUGUGCGAGCCGAGCCACAAGAAGUACCAAAUAGCGAUCACCAAGUGCCUGGGCAAGUACAUGGACGGGAUCAUCUGUGACACCCAGAAGACUGCCAAAGAGUGCAUCCAGUACAUGAAGGAGCAGCGGAUUGACCCCGAGACCUUCCUGCCCCUGGACUACCUGGAUGUGAAACCAGUCAAUGAGAAACUCAGAGAGAUCCGUGAGCCCAAGAAUGUGAAGCUGAUAGUGGAUGUGAUCCGCUAUGACCCACCCUCCAUCAAGAAGGCUCUAAUCUUCGCCUGCGGUAACGCCCUCGUGUGCGAGACCGUCGAGGAUGCACGCAAAGUGGCGUUCGGUCUCUCUGAGAGAAAUAAGUCGGUGGCAUUGGACGGGACUCUGUUCCAGAAAUCAGGAGUCAUCUCUGGUGGUGCCAGUGACCUGAAGGCGAAGGCUCGUCGCUGGGACGAGAAGAUGCUGGGCCAGCUGAAGCAGCGUAAGGAGAAGAUGACCAACGAGCUGAAGGAGGUUUCCAAGAAGAAGAGGAAGGAGCAUGAGCUCAACACCAUACGCUCCCAGAUCAAGGGUCUCGAGACGAGACUCAAGUACUCCAUCACGGACAGGGACACCACGCAAACCAAGCACCUGCUGCAGAAUGAGAAAGAUCUGAAGAACUACAGGGAACAGAUACAUUCAUUUGAGCCCAGGGUGCACCAGUUGGAAAGACAGAUGAACGAGCGAGAGGAAACAAUACGUCAGCUGAAAGACCGAACAAACCGUGUGGAGGAUGAGCUCUUUGAGGACUUCUGUGCUCAGAUUGGUGUGGAAAACAUCAGGCAGUACGAAGAGCGGGAACUGCUGGCGCAGCAGGAGAGAGCCAAGAAGAGACUCGAGUUUGAGAACCAGAAGUUCAGACUGCAGAACCAGAUAGAGUUUGAGCGAUCCAGGGAUACGCUAGCUAACGUGAUGAAGUGGGAGCAGGCAGUGACCGAUGACGAGAAAGAACUGGACAAGGUCCGCAACGAAGAGGCCAGGAAUAUGGGGCUGAUUGACAGCGAGAUGCAGAAGGCAGAGAAGUGCAAGCAGCAGCGUAUCACCCUCAAGUCAGGCGUGGACGACUUCGACGCUCAGAUCAACGAGAUCAAGAAACGUGUCAGCGCUCAGAGCAAGGAGAUAGCGGCCGUACAGAAACAGCUGGCUGCCAUGGAAACCAGGCUGGAACAGAAGCGGGCUGACCGUCACAGUCUCCUGAAGACAUGCAAGAUGGACAAUAUCCGGUUACCAAUGCGUAAAGGCACGAUGGAAGACAUCACGCAGAACGAGGCGUCGAGUGCCAUAGAUGGUACCCAGAUGGAUGGCACACAGAGCGAGCUGGGCCCAGACAGCAUGAGCAGCCAGGGCGCCAAGAAGAUCUAUGAGAAGGAGGCCCUUAUCAUCAUAGACUACACCAAACUGGACGACGAUCUCAAAGAACUUGAAGACGCUUCAGAAGUGAAGAAGCACAUAGAAAACCUAACUAAGGGUGUCUCCGAUAUGGUCUCUACUUUACAAAGAAUAAAUGCCCCCAAUAUGAAAGCCAUGGAAAAGUUGGAUGGUGUGAAAGAAAGGCUAAUGGAAACCUCAGAAGAGUUUGAAAACGCAAGAAAGCGGGCCAAGAAAGCCAAGCAGGCCUUUGAAAAGAUACGCAAGGAAAGAUAUGACAGAUUCAUGCACUGCUUCGAGCAUGUGUCCAACAAAAUUGAUGAGAUAUACAAGUCUCUGGCGCGUAACCAGUCAGCGCAGGCAUUCCUAGGUCCAGAGAACCCAGAGGAGCCAUACCUAGAUGGGGUCAACUACAACUGUGUGGCCCCUGGGAAAAGGUUCCGGCCCAUGGACAACCUGUCCGGAGGGGAGAAGACUGUUGCCGCAUUGGCACUGCUCUUUGCGAUACACAGCUAUCAGCCAGCCCCAUUCUUUGUACUGGAUGAGAUUGAUGCUGCAUUGGACAACACAAACAUUGGCAAGGUGGCUGCCUACAUCCGAGAGGAGUCACAGACCCACUUCCAGUGCAUUGUGAUCUCACUUAAGGAGGAGUUCUACAACAGGUCGGACGCCCUCAUAGGCAUCUAUCCAGAGCAAGGAGACUGUGUGAUCAGCAACGUGCUGACCCUUGACCUCACCCAGUAUGAGGACCCGCACCAACACGAGGAGGAUGAGAGACUGAAUCUGCUCAAUGUCAGAUAGACAUUACCUGGAUGAUCAUGCGUCACGUUCCUAGUGUGACUUUAGUGGAGUGUAGCCUGGGGUACAGGUUACUUUAGUUGAAUGUAGCCAUGGAGACAUGGAUUGAGACUUGUUCCAAGUUUAUCUUUGAAUAUGUGUUCUGUUUAUUUCAAAGUGCAAUGGAUCUGAGCCACACUCUGGGAAAAGGGAGCUUAAAGCAUGUGGGUAGUGAUGUUCCAGAUUGUGACCUGCACGGGCUAAUCAGGGAGGACUUUUUGUUCACAAUACACUUUCUUUAAACAAACAACUCCACAACAGCUGGAAGUGAUGUCCCUGACGUGGACUGCAAAGUCUAAUCUGGGAUGUCACUUUACUUCUUUGCAUUAAGCCUAGUUUUCCUAUAGUGAGGCUCAUCAAUAUUUUAUGCUAGGUGAAGUGGGUUUUAAUAAGAGAAUUCUGAUUCAUGGGAGGAACAAAGAACAAAUUCCAUUUGACAUAAUAGAUUAAGCAUGCAUAAAGGAGCGUCAUUAUGUGUUUCAUUCUGAACAUGUGUCAUUGUAUUAUAAUGUAUUACAGUGAAAGAUAUAUGUUAACGUUAUUCAUAACGUCAUAACAAUUUCAUGUAUUUUGUUACUAUGAAUUAAUUAUUACUAUAAAUAUAUGAAUAAGAAUAAAUUUCACAAGUGAAUUACAAUACGUUAACAAUUAAGUUGUUGUAAUAUGUUGUAUAAUCAUUGUUUCAUUAAAAAAAAUCACUUUCAGAGGAUCUUAUAAUCUCAUUAAUGCUAUUGUUUCUUCUAAAUUUAGCGACUAUGGUAAUAAAUGUCAACAGUU
This is a messenger RNA of Dreissena polymorpha, 4734 nucleotides long. RefSeq names its product structural maintenance of chromosomes protein 1A-like. Gene Ontology annotation, molecular function: ATP hydrolysis activity; DNA binding; protein binding. The coding region runs from base 154 to 3921 and encodes 1255 amino acids. Gene Ontology annotation, cellular component: chromosome; nucleus; cohesin complex. The transcript is spliced from 28 exons. NCBI's taxonomy places the organism in Eukaryota, Metazoa, Mollusca, Bivalvia, Myida, Dreissenidae. Gene Ontology annotation, biological process: sister chromatid cohesion. The record is from RefSeq and is a predicted model, not a curated record.